Schistosoma haematobium is the source of this 4685-nucleotide messenger RNA. RefSeq names its product Nitrilase. Gene Ontology annotation, biological process: purine nucleotide metabolic process; intrinsic apoptotic signaling pathway by p53 class mediator; diadenosine triphosphate catabolic process. NCBI's taxonomy places the organism in Eukaryota, Metazoa, Platyhelminthes, Trematoda, Strigeidida, Schistosomatidae. Gene Ontology annotation, molecular function: bis(5'-adenosyl)-triphosphatase activity; hydrolase activity, acting on carbon-nitrogen (but not peptide) bonds, in linear amides; ubiquitin protein ligase binding. The coding region runs from base 3405 to 4280 and encodes 291 amino acids. Gene Ontology annotation, cellular component: cytoplasm; nucleus; plasma membrane. The transcript is spliced from 8 exons. The record is from RefSeq and is a predicted model, not a curated record.
CCAACGGCGAGCCACGAAAUCAGUUCGAGGACUCAAAUCUAAACCUUAUGAAGAGCGCCUCUAAUCACUUGACCUUUACUCAUUAGAGCAUAGGCGUCUUAGAGGUGACCUUCUGAUGGCUUACAGUGUCCUUAACACUUCUGGACAUCCUCUUAAACACCUACUUAAACUUAGUCCCAAUACAAACCUAAGGGGUAACACCCGGAAAUUGGAGACACAACAUAGCAGAACGGACUGUAGACACAACUUCUACUCCUUAAGGGUUGUCAAAUGCUGGAAUUCGCUGCCGGCUGAGCUAGUCCAAGUGACUUCCCAGGAGUCCUUUUAAGAGGCAACUUGAUCUAUUCUUAAGGACUAAGGAUAGUAUCUUACUAUGAUUUAAUAAUUUCCUUUUCCUCUUUCAUUGUUAAUAUACCCAGGUUCCUGCCUGUAGGUAUUCGUGAUCCACUGCUACUAGACACGGAAGCCUGUUGAGCGAAAGCUUCUUCUAUUCCGUCCACAACCAUUUGAACCAUUUGAAGGGCGCGUUGGACGUUGAUCUUAUGCGACUUACUCCGCUGAAAGCAAUUUGGGGUGCUGUCUGCGUUGCCAAGUCUUCGAGAAUAACACUGCUAAGAAACAUGACAACAAAAGUUGGUAUAGUUCAAAUGCAAUCAACAGCAGAUAAGGAACGGAAUUUCGACCAGGCGGUUAAGUAUAUUAACCAGGCCAUAGCAUCAGGAGUCAAGAAAUUCAGAUCGUUUUCCUCCCUGAAUGCUUUGAUUUUGUUGGUCGGUCACGUGAGGAGACACUUGAUCUUUCAGAAGUGUUAGACGGACCUUUGAUAACAAAAUACCGUGCCUUAGCUUCUCGAGAAAGCCUUUGGAUUAGUCUUGGUGGUGCUCAUAUUAGGAUCACAGAGAACGAUGAUCAGUUGUACAAUUCUCACAUAGUUAUUAAUUCAGAUGGUCAAAUAGUGGGUGUUUAUCAUAAAGUCCAUUUAUUCGAUGCCAAUUUAAGUACAAACGAAACUACACCCAAUACAGAAGUUAAUUUCAUUCAGUUUUCUAUAAUUAAUCUUUCUUAUCUAUUGUUUUAUGUUGAUGUACUGGAAACCACUGACAGGGAAGUCUUAUUCACUGCCUUCUCGUGGCAUUACUGAUGUUUACGAAAUUGAGAAAACGAAACGCGAAUGUCCGGAGCUUUAACCGGCCUGGUGGGUACGGAUGAUCCACUUAGGGGAGUUAGAAAACCCUCAUUCCAAACCGGUGGUACACGUGCGCUCCAGUAUCCUGAAGGAACAAAUAGCGUAUGAACCAAUCGUUGGUCACCGGCUAGCAUGGGACUUCAUCUCCUGAUGUUGCUCCACUGCCUUGUGGAUUAGUCGUUUAGGUCAAAGGCUCGGGGUGUGGCCCCCUAAGAAAACCACCUGCUUCCGUCUGGGUACUCAGGCACUAUCACAGCCUACACGGAAAUCAUGUGACUUGUGUGGCCCAUAUGUAUUCCAUGCCCCUUUACCAUUAUUUGUAUUCAAAUAAAUAAAUAGAUAAAUAAAGUAUUUGGUUCUGGUAAGGUUCAGCCGUGUGGAGUUAUACUAAUGUAAUUCCUUUUGAUGUUUCUUUAAGUCGUUUAUCAUCAGUAAAUUAAAUUGAUAGCCCAAAUUUUAUGUCCGUUAUAAGACUAAUCUGACUUUAUAGGGUGACUGCGAGAUAUUUGACAUACGUUUAAUCUAUCCAGUAACAUGAAAAGCCUUUAACAGAUUAUUCAGCAUUUUUUUUAAACCAUAAACUUGCCUGUAGAGGUUUGUAAUAAAGCAUGUACUGUUAACCGAAUACAGCGUAGCUCUUGAAUGUACGAAAAUAGUUACCAUAUACUCUAUAUUUUUCCUUUUACUAUUGAAUUAGCAUCACCUAAGUCAAUGUAUCUGCUAGUCACAGUUCAUUGCUAUUUUACUAUAAUACAAAUUUACCUGAUAGACCAUUGGUUCAACAUCGUCUCGUGUAUUUUGUUUAUAAGUGUUCGUUGCUACAUUAUCAUUUAAUUCUGACUCAUUUGUCGAUUAUUUACAAUUAAACUCAUCGAUUAAAAAUUUGUUUUUGUAGUCAACAUGUACGCGAUCAUCGUUUUUUGAGUCGAAAGCGAUAUGUGCUGGUACCGAGGCUCCAAUCGUAAUCCAAAACACCCCUAUUGGAAAUUUGGGACUAGCUAUCGUACGUAACAGUGAUUAUUUUGUCUAUAUCUGACACAAUUUUACUGGUGUCAUGUUAAAUUUGUCAAAAAUCAGACAGUAACAGAACAUCGACACAUAAUAGUAUACGUUACUUUUCAGUUGAAACUCCAGGUUAAGAAAUAUUCCUAAAUGUGUAUUACUCUUAGUUAUUCACCUGGUGAAGACCACCUAGUUUGCAAAAAAUCUUCUUUUCUUUUACAAGUCUAAAAUAAUUGCAUAGCUAAUAUUAAAGAUUAUAGAUGGGGUCAGGGGGACAAAAUAAAUAGUGUAAAAAUAUCUUUUACAGUAUUCAUAUAGGUUAAUAUGACUGGAUAAGUUUAUGACGCAAUUCAUCCAAUAAAAGCCAUCCAAUGAGGUGUCCUAAUAUUAUAUUCUAAAAGUAAAUAUUAGUGACACUGGUAGUUUGACUGACCUUUCGACUGCUAACACCAUCAGCUCGUUGAAUCUCAGACAAGUUAGGUGGUAAUAAAGUUAGAUGCUUCAGUUUAUGUGCAUCACUUAGCUUUUAUCUUCAAAGGUAAAAAUCAACGUAAAAUCUCAAGGAUUUCGCUAGUAGCUGCCGUUUCAAUAGUGAAUUAUGUGCCUGUUCAGUUCCAAUGAGAUAAGAAAAUACAAUGUUUUGAGGAGUAAUUUAGCGUUCUCCAAACUUACUGGUUCUCCAAGAACUGUUUUUGACAAAGGUUUAAGAAUUGAUAUUAACACCAUCCGAUAUUUAUUUUCAGUAUGACUGAAAUAUAUCGGAUGACAGACAUGGUACACGCUUCUCGUGAUUUCUUGUACGUCUGUUUACCAUAUUCAUAGCUGCUUAUCUGGUUUCGACUAAAGACAUUUUAUACGGAGCGUUCAACUCUUACCGAUUCCAUUUUAUGAAGAUACUAAUGCCUAUUAUGUAAUUUGGCAGUCACUUUCAAAAUCAUGCAGUAAUCUGGAACGUCCAUCGUAUGAAGCCUGUUAAUAGUGACUCUAAGUUGUUCGUAUGUUUGUGGAUGGGGUGGGUUCUGAUCCUGUAACUCAGCAGUUGAGAUUUAAGUGCUUGUGUGAGUGUAUAGUUGUUUUUAUUACAAGUUCUUUGUCAGAUGUGUAUUUCACUAUUCCUCUUAGGUUUUACGCUCAAUCAAUAAUUAAUAUUUAAAAAGUUCUUUCCAAAUAAUAUAGAUAUCCUAAUUAUAAAUCGAUUUCUUCCUAGUGUUAUGACAUGCGAUUUCCUGAACUAGCAUCUCAUCUUCGAUAUGCUAAGAAUGCUCAUGUUCUAAGUUAUCCAUCUGCUUAUACUACACGUACAGGAGAAGCUGGUCAUUGGCAUACGUUGAUUCGAGCCAGAGCUAUUGAGAAUCAGUGUUAUGUAGUUGCUGCAGCCCAGGAAGGUAAACAUAACGAAGGACGAUCUUCAUAUGGGCAUAGUUUAGUUGUGGAUCCUUGGGGUCAAAUUAUCACUGAACAGAUGAAUCCUGGUCCUGGUUUAUUAACAUGUGAAAUAGGUCCAUUUACCAUGGUUAAUUCAACAACAUCUAUUAUUCCUAAAAUUUAUCAUGUAAGAAGAUCAAUGCCUGUGGAAUAUCAUAGACGAUUCGAUUUAUUUCCAAUGUCUGACAGUGGGUAUCCUCGUUCUAUACAGUCUGUGGAUUUUAAAUUUGGUCCUCAUAUAAUCAAAUCGGAUUGUGUCUUUUAUCAAUCGAAGUUAAGCUUCGCGUUCGUAAAUAUUAGUCCAUUGGUACCAGGACACAUACUUGUUUGUCCGAUUGCUAGUGUGCAAAGAUUUUGUCAUCUAAAUUUGGCACAAGUCGCUGAUCUUUAUAUGACUGUCAGACAGAUUGCUGAACGACUAGCUGGAUAUUUUUCAGCUACAAGCUUAACCAUAUCUAUGCAAGAUGGAGAAGAUGCUGGUCAAAGUGUGUCACACGUUCACGUCCAUGUAUUGCCAAGAAAACCAAAUGAUUUCCCAGAGAACGAUGAUAUUUAUAAAGCAUUACAAAGUCAUGAUAAAGUGAGGGAUCGCGUCUAUCGAUCACACGAUGUAAUGAGUGCAGAAGCCAAACAACUUCGGCAGUUAUACUACCAAAACACUUCAUAACGUUCAUCAAACCGUUAAUAUUUUUCUUCCUUCUAUCCUACUAUGUACCUCGUUCAUUCCUUUGUUCUGUUUUAAUUUUCACUUUCAUGUUAAUUAUGCAUUAGUUAUUUGCUAUUGAUGUUAUGUACUGUUUGUUGUCUAUAUUACCUUUCUAACUACCCUUUCGUAUUUACUAUUUUCGAUGCUGAAUAAUUAGAUGCGGUAACACGAAAGCGUAAUUUGUUUAGAAGCGAGAUUGUUAUUGUAGUUUUAGUUAUUUCUCUUUAUUACGGACAUAAAAAUAUUUUUGUUUGUUGCUGAUAUUUGAUUUAGCAUUCAGUUUCUUUCAGACUGAGCUAAUAAUCAUUUAUAUUAUUUUAAGAAAAUGUAUUUGUCUUACUAUAAAUACAAGCCUUUCUGUCUCAA